CGUUGGCACUGUAGACCUUCGAUCUCACCAUGCCGCUUCGUUUGGAUAUCAAAAAGAAGCUUUCCGCCUCUUCGGAACGUGUUAAAUCGGUUGACUUGCACAACUCGGAGCCAUGGGUGCUCGCUGCGCUCUACAGCGGCAACGUCAUGAUUUGGGACUACGAAUCCGGCAGUCUCGCCAAGUCUUUUGAAGUCUCCGAACUCCCCGUGCGCUGCGCGAAAUUCAUUGAACGUAAACAAUGGUUUCUGGCGGCAUCGGAUGAUAUGCGCCUGCGCGUUUUCAACUACAACACGAUGGAAAAAAUCAAGGAGUUCGAAGCGCACGCCGAUUACAUUCGUUCGCUCGAAGUACACCCCUCUCUACCUUACGUUUUUUCGUCGUCGGACGACAUGACGAUUAAGCUUUGGGAUUGGGAUCGUGGCUUCGAUUGUACGCAAUUGUUCGAAGGACACGCGCAUUACGUAAUGCAAGUCAAGAUCAACCCCAAGGACACAAACACCUUCGCUUCCGCAAGUCUCGAUCGGUCCAUCAAGGUGUGGGGAUUGGGAUCUCACGUCCCGCACUACACCUUGGAAGGUCAUGAGCGUGGUGUCAAUUGCGUGGACUAUUACCCAUCCGGUGAUAAGCCUUACAUUCUAUCUGGAGCUGAUGAUCGUACUGUGAAAAUCUGGGACUAUCAGACAAAAUCCAUUGUACAUUCCCUGGAAGGCCAUACACACAAUGUUUGCGCUGUCAUGUUCCACCCCAAGCUGCCCAUCAUCGCUUCCGCUUCCGAAGACGGUACAGUCCGUAUUUGGCAGAGCACCACGUACCGUGCGGAAACCACCCUCAACUACGGUAUGGAACGUGCGUGGGCACUCGCCGCGUCGCCAGAAUCCAACAAACUGGCAAUAGGUUUCGAUGAAGGAUGUGUGUGUAUCGAAUUGGGCUCAGACGAUCCGGUUGCUUCGAUGGAUACAACCGGAAAGGUCGUUUGGGCGACCAACAACGAAAUCAAAACUGCUUCGAUCCGCGGUGUUGCAGGUAGUGGCGAAGAUGCCUUGCCCGAUGGCGAACGGCUCCCGGUAGUCCCUCGUGAUCUGGGCGCUUGUGAACUAUUCCCGCAAAUGCUUCGUCACAACUGCAACGGACGCUUUGUUGCUGUGUGUGGCGAUGGCGAAUUUAUCAUUUAUACCGCCCAAGCACUUCGCAACAAGGCUUUUGGGCAAGCUCUAGACUUUGUAUGGUCUGGAUCGGGUACUGGAGACUAUGCGAUUCGUGAAACGAUCAAUAGUGUGAAAGUUUUCAAAAACUUUAAGGAAUCACAGAGUAUCGUACCUGCUACUGCCUCAGCUGAAGGCUUGUUUGGAGGACAAAUGGUCGGAGUAAAAGGCGGCGACGGUGCUGUGUUGUUCUAUGACUGGGAUAGCGGCAUCUUCGUUCGUAAAAUUGAUGUAAACCCGAAAGAAGUGUACUGGUCAGACAGCGGCAACAUGGCACUUUUGGCUUGCGAAGGAACAGCGUACGUUCUCUCGCAUAACGCCGAAGUGAUGGCUCAAGCGAUUGUAUCUGGGCAGGUCUCUCCUGAAGAAGGCAUCGAUGGUACUUUCGAUCUUUUGUUCGAAAUAGAUGAUACGAUCACGUCCGGAAAGUGGGUUGGGGAUUGUUUCAUCUACGUCAACAACGUCGGGCGUCUCAACUACAGCGUUGGUGGGCAGAUUGAAACAUUGGUUCAUUUAGAUACUUCGGCGGGCGGGUCAGUACAGCACACAAUUCUUGGAUAUCUGGCCAAGGAAGACCGAAUAUUCCUGAUCGACAAGUCCUUGAACGUUGUUUCGUACAAGGUUACUUUGGCGGUAUUGCAGUAUCAAACAGCCGUCAUGCGCGGUGACUUUGAUUCGGCUAAUGAGCUGUUGCCUUCAAUCCCCGAAGAAGAAUAUACCAAAGUCGCUCGUUUCUUGGAAUCUCAAGGAUUCAAGGAAGAGGCGUUGGCUGUGACGCAGGAUCCGGAUCACAAAUUUGACUUGUCGCUCGAGCUAGGCCAAGUCGAUUUGGCGCACCAGAUCCUAUUGGAAACGCCCGAAGAGGACAAGGAAUCGACCGACACACAGGCGAAGUGGAAACGGCUCAGCGAUGCUGCCCUUAAGGACACCAAUUUGGAACUGUGCGAAUCUGCCAGCAUUUCAAGCAACGAUUACUCUGGACUGCUUCUUUUGUACUCGGCAACUGGAAAUCUUUCGGCGAUGGAAAAGCUGGCGAAGCUCGCAUCGGACGGAGGAAAGACAAACGUAGCUUUUGUCGCGUACAUGCUGACCGGCAAUGUAGAGGCUUGCGCCGAUUUAUUGAUCGCUACCAAAAGGCUGCCAGAAGCUGCAUUCUUUGUGCGAACAUACUUGCCGUCCCGAAUCGAAGAAGUUGUGGCUCUUUGGAGAAGAGAUCUUUCCUCGAUUAGCGAGUCAGCGGCAACUGCUCUUGCUACUCCAUCAGAGAAUGCCACACUGUUCCCGGAUAUGGAUGUUGCUUUGCAAGUCGAGCAAAUGUUUCUAGGACAACGAGAGGCGACGAAGGCUACGGGUAUCCCCGCAUCGGAGUACCUGAGUGCCAAGGACGACCUGGAUUUGAAUUUGAUUGAUCUUAUCAAAACCCGUUCGCAGCCGGCAGUAGACCAUUCUAUGGCAGAGACUCAUCAAUUGGUGGAUGAAGAAAAGGAGGCAGACCCCACGGACGACCAUGAUGAUGAAGAGGAUGCCGAUUUAGCUGCUGUACGUGAAGCCGAAGAACGAGGAGCGAGUGAGGCUGCAGCGGUUGCUGAAGUACAGAGGCCGGCGGAAGGAGCGGCAGAAUUUGAAGACGAUGUACCGUUAGAAAUGACUGAGGAUGUUCCUGGAGCGACGAAAGAAGUAGACCGAGACGAUAGUGGAUUCGACGAGGAGUGGUAGAUAAGGUGGGCUUUACUAUUUCUACCAAUAAACGAUAUGAGAAAUGAGACAAUUUGAUCAUACCAUGAACUGUGCACUGUAAAUCAGCAAGUUCUCCCUUACCCACAGGGUACCGGUAGAUAUAUGGCUAAGAAAUCAUCUGC
Messenger RNA from Phaeodactylum tricornutum CCAP 1055/1, 3061 nucleotides. RefSeq lists its product with no specific name. Gene Ontology annotation, cellular component: COPI vesicle coat. The transcript is spliced from 3 exons. Gene Ontology annotation, molecular function: structural molecule activity; protein binding. NCBI's taxonomy places the organism in Eukaryota, Bacillariophyta, Bacillariophyceae, Surirellales, Neidiaceae. The record is from RefSeq and is a predicted model, not a curated record. Gene Ontology annotation, biological process: intracellular protein transport; retrograde vesicle-mediated transport, Golgi to endoplasmic reticulum; intra-Golgi vesicle-mediated transport. The coding region runs from base 30 to 2918 and encodes 962 amino acids.